AUGCAUGUGUCUCCCGACUUCAUAGCCACAGGCGGCAAUCGGAACCCUGCUGCGGCCGACUGGGACGACGCUGGCUCGCAGCUCUUGGCUUUUGGCGCUGACAAUAAUAUUGCGCUGUGGGAUCCUCAAGAUGAAGGACUACGCGGCGUACAGGCGAUACUGAGUGGACAUGCCAAAGCCGUGAAUGCAGUCAAGUUUUUUCCUACUCUAUCGCCAGAUGUUUCGGUUUUGCUCAGUGGAUCAGCCGACAACUGCAUCCGCAUAUGGCGGGGCCAGAAAAGUGACCGCUUUGAAUGUGUAAAAACGAUAUCUGAGCAUCAACAGCCCGUCACGCGCAUUGCAACACUAUCGGGAUCAGACACGUUUGCUACUGGUUCUUCGGACGGCACGGUCAAGAUCUGGAGGCUCGUCCACGACUCCGGCUUUGCUUCAAUCGACGCGGAACUCGUGCAGACUAUCACGCUUUCACCGAAAUACUUUCCAUUGAAUCUAGCACUCGCCACACUAGAUGAUACGUCGUCAGUGUUGGCGGUAGCAGGGACUCGUAGCACCAUCCAGAUAUUCGUUUCUCGAGACACUCAAUUCCAGCUCUCGGCUACGCUGACGGGACACGAAGGAUGGAUCCGCGCACUAGCAUUCACCAGAGAAACAUCGGAUGCAAAUAGCGACCUAUUACUUGCGUCAGCAAGUCAAGACAAGUACAUUCGUCUCUGGCGACUUCACCGCGGCGACGAACUCCCUGCAGCCAGCACCGCACUCAACGACCCGGCUUUGGGCGGCUUUGGAAAGUCACUGUCGAACAAAGCACACUGGAUCAGCUCAGCCACGUCCAAGUACUCCAUCACAUUCGAGGCUCUGCUCCUGGGACACGAAGACUGGAUCUACCAAGCAUCAUGGCGGCACCGCAACGGAAAGCUACAACUGCUAUCCACCUCGGAAGACAACUCCCUGUCCAUCUGGGAGUCUGAUCCCACGUCCGGCGUAUGGGUCUGCAUCACGCGGCUGGGCGAAAUCAGCGCGCAAAAGGGAUCCACGAGUGCUACCGGCAGCGCAGGAGGUUUCUGGAUCGGCCUGUGGUCGCCAGACGGCAAUACCGUCGUGUCGCUAGGCCGCACAGGUAGCUGGAGGAAGUGGACGUUUUCCCCUGCCGACGACAUGUGGACGCAGCAAGUCGCCGUCACCGGCCAUGUGCGAGAAGUAAAGGGCGUGUCGUGGUCAAGAGACGGCUCGUAUCUGCUCACCACGGGAACAGACCAGACAUCGCGUCUAUACUCGCAAUGGAAGCGCGACGACAAGCCCCCCUCGUGGCACGAGUUCUCGCGCCCCCAGAUCCACGGCUACGAUCUUAACUGCAUCGAAGCAAUCUCCAACACGCAGUUUGUGUCCGGUGCAGACGAGAAGCUGCUCCGUGUUUUCGACGAACCCAAAGGCGUAGCGCACAUGCUGCAGAACCUAUGCAACAUCGAGACGUCGACGACAUCAGCGGACCUCCCCGACGCAGCCAACAUCCCCGUUCUGGGCCUCUCGAACAAAGCCAUCCAAGCCGUGGGCGACGACGAAGCCACUGAAAACGGCAACCAAGACGACAAUGACGAGCGCGACGCCAUUGACCCCUCGUCCGUCGUCCGCAAAUCCACGCUCGACCUGCACCAGCCCCCUUUUGAAGACCACCUCGCGCGCCACCUGCUGUGGCCCGAAACGGAGAAACUGUACGGUCACGGCUACGAAAUCUCCGCCUUGGCCGUCAGCCGCGACGCCCGCCUCGUGGCGACUGCGUGCCGCGCGAGCUCCAUCGACCACGCUGUCAUCCGCCUGUACGACACGACCGAGUGGCUGGAAGUCAAGCCCCCGCUGAAAGCGCACUCGCUGACCGUCACGGCGCUCGAGUUCUCGCCCGACGACUCGUUCCUGCUCAGCGUCGGCCGCGACCGCCAGUGGGUGCUGUGGGAGCGCCGCGACGACGACGCAGCGCUGUAUGUGCAGAAACACGCCAAUCCAAAGGGCCACUCCCGCAUGAUUCUCGAUGCUGCGUGGACACCCCUGCAGCAGCCACACGCUACGUUUAUGACUGCGGGCCGCGACAAGAGCGUCAAGAUGUGGCAGAUUACAGACACCGAUGUGCAGCUCAAAGCCAGCGUGGCGGCCAACGCGCCCGUUACAGCUGUGGCGUGUAAUCCAGUCAUGGCGGACAAGAACAUUACUUUUGCGUUUGGCACGGAAAACGGAGAGCUGGGCAUCGGGAGCAUGUCGUCUGAGGCGUUGGAUCAGGUUAGCGUUGCCACGGUUCAGCCGCAUUUGUUGCCUGCCAAGACGAUUAACCAGGUUGUCUGGCGGCCCGGCAGAGAGGGCCAGGCGGCGCAGCAGAUUGCGGUUGCGAGCGAUGAUACGUCGGUGCGGGUAUUCAAUGUGGAAGGGGUAGCGUCCUAGAAGACAUGUCAUUGGUGAGAAA
Messenger RNA from Exserohilum turcica Et28A, 2449 nucleotides. RefSeq lists its product as uncharacterized. The transcript has 2 exons. Gene Ontology annotation, biological process: tRNA wobble uridine modification. Gene Ontology annotation, molecular function: protein binding. Bases 1 to 2427 code for a protein of 808 amino acids. Gene Ontology annotation, cellular component: elongator holoenzyme complex. NCBI's taxonomy places the organism in Eukaryota, Fungi, Ascomycota, Dothideomycetes, Pleosporales, Pleosporaceae. The record is from RefSeq and is a predicted model, not a curated record.